GGAAACAACAAAGCUGUCAGAGAAUGUGAAUGAAGAGAGAAGUACUAUGGAACCUCCGCAGCCCUGUAGGUUUGGAAGGCUUAAAUCCAAGCUUGGAAAGGCUUUUUCCAUUCCAAAUGAUUUGCUGGCUUAAGCGCUUGAUUAGGAUGGCUUUUGAACAAGUUGGAUUAAACAUGGAAUCAGUGCUUUGGUCAAGCAAGCCUUAUGGUUCAUCUCGAAGUAUUGUAAGAAAAAUUGGUACUAACCUCUCUCUUAUACAGUGUCCAAGAGUUCAGUUUCAGCUUACUUCUCAUGGCACCGAAGGAAACCAUCCUAAUCAACUCAGAGAAGAUGCAGUGGCCUCCUUUGCAGAUGUGGGGUGGGUUGCUCAAGAAGAAGGUGAAGACUCUACAAGGCUCAGGUCAGAAGUUUGGUCAAAAACAGCCCAGCCUCUUUCAGGUGAACUACAUCGUUCUGGAAAGUCCCCAUGCAGACAGAUGUCCUUACAAAACCCAUUGGAAGAAGAACCAGCAUCCAGAAGCAUAGUGACCGCAAAUGAAGAAGCUCUGCAGAAGAUUAGUGCUCUAGAAAAUGAACUAGCCACUCUAAGAGCACAAAUAGCCAAAAUUGUAAUCUUGCAAGAACAACAGAACCUGACAGCAGUUGGGUCAAAUCCAGUUGCUUCAGCUGCUGUCCCUGUUGCACCUCCACCACCACCACCUCCUCCUCCGCCACCACUCCCUCCCCCAGGUCUACAACGGAGUACAUCAGCAAUUGAGCUCAUUAAAGAAAGGAAAAACAAAAAAACAAACUCUGGACAGAAUCUGACAGAAAAUGGGCCAAAGAAGCCUGAAAUACCAAACAUGCUAGAAAUCCUCAAAGACAUGAACAGUGUGAAACUACGCUCAGUGAAAAGAUCAACAGAAGGUACAAAAUCUAAAGUGGCUGACCCAACAGAUCCUGCGGCAUUAAUAGCAGAAGCGCUCAAAAAGAAAUUUGCCUAUCGAUACCAAAAUGAUAGCCAAAGUGAAACAGAAAAAGUGAUUCCAAAGACUGAAACAAAGACAAAGACUGAGGUAGUGCUGUUUGGACCACACAUGCUGAAGUCUACAGGAAAAAUGAAGACUUUAAUUGAAAAAUCUUAAUACAUUAAGAUCACUACACAAAAGACUG
This is a messenger RNA of Egretta garzetta (little egret), 1152 nucleotides long. It is a transcript of the gene MTFR1, whose product is annotated as mitochondrial fission regulator 1. The record is from RefSeq and is a predicted model, not a curated record. Gene Ontology annotation, cellular component: mitochondrion. Gene Ontology annotation, biological process: mitochondrial fission; aerobic respiration. Lineage: Eukaryota; Metazoa; Chordata; Aves; Pelecaniformes; Ardeidae. Bases 30 to 1124 code for a protein of 364 amino acids. The transcript is spliced from 8 exons.